Messenger RNA from Carica papaya (papaya), 1805 nucleotides. Its product is annotated as O-Glycosyl hydrolases family 17 protein. NCBI's taxonomy places the organism in Eukaryota, Viridiplantae, Streptophyta, Magnoliopsida, Brassicales, Caricaceae. The record is from RefSeq and is a predicted model, not a curated record. Gene Ontology annotation, molecular function: hydrolase activity, hydrolyzing O-glycosyl compounds. Gene Ontology annotation, biological process: carbohydrate metabolic process.
UUAUACGCUGUGUGUUCAUGUAGAGUACCCCCCAUAUGAAAUUAUCUGCUUUGAACACCUUGUACUCUUGAGUUUUUUUUCUUCUUUUAAAGCGAAGAAAACUACUUUUUCUUGAAUUGGGUACAAGGUACAAUCCUUUUGUUGUAAUUGUAAUGUGUGCAUACAUACAGAUGAACUUUUUACCUCACCAAUGGCUUCCACCGUAGUAUAGAAAAAGUACAGAUGAAGCCUAGGCAUAAAAUGCUCUUGCUCAUAAUCUGCAUAGAGAGAAGGUAGGAGAGAAACUUAGUUAAGGGUGGAUAGGUGUUUAGGAUGAGAGUUCUUGACCUUAACUUCUAUACAAUGGAGAUGUUGAUGAUGGUGUAUGUCUUUCAGGUUUUCUUCCUCUGUUUUCUGGGUCUCACUGCAGGUGCAGGUCAAGAAUCUUUCGAGCUUCUUACUCUUUACGACACAAACUCAGACAUGCUUCAACCACGGUCUUCCGGCUCUUAUCGUCGUCCAAUCGCCGUUUCAUUGGAUGAUAAAAAUCUUCGAGAGGUCUCCACCAGUGUUUUAAUGGCUGAAACUUGGCUCAGAAACUACGUUCUGGCUCACUACCCUUCUUCCAAAAUCACCACCAUUGUCGCGAGUCACAGCCUUCUCUGCCAUAAUGACCAAGAAAACAACUUAGGUCUGGUUCUAACGUCGUUGAAGAACCUUUACCAUUCUCUUACAAGGUGGGGAUUGGAGAAAGAUAUCAAGGUCUCUGUAAAUUUCUCUUUUGAUUGUUUAAAUCCAAACUCUGUUUUCUUCAAAGAUGAAUUUGCAGGGAACGUUGUCAAAUCUCUGUUACAGUUUCUCCAGAGCGUAAACUCAACUUUCUCCGUGCACCCACUGGAUAAGUUUCUCCCUUUAUCGGAGGAGAAUGUACGUUUGUUGUCUUCUCGCUUGGUUUCCAUGAAAAAGCUUGGAUCUUUCAACAACGUAAAUGUGAUAAUCGCCGAAGAAAAUCACGCAGAGAAAAGGCUCGAGAGUAGGAAGCUUUCUUUCAUGGAAACCAAGCUUGUAGACCCAUACCUAGCUAGACCAAGUCCAUUACCCGAAAUCUCUCCUCUUCAUUCCUCCAUUGGCUUUUCUGCUCCGGCCAAUAUCGCCAAAAACCCACACGGGGCCCCAAUUCCCCAACCGCCGCUCUCUUUCCCUCUUGUUUCUCCACCGCCGAUGUUCAUUCCCCCAGCAGAUUCUCCUUACAGCUUCUCAUUGCCUCCUUGUAACCCCGUGGACUCGCCGGCGCCGGCGCCGGCGGUGGCGGAGAUAGUGCAGAGGCUAUGGUGCGUGGCGAAACCAAGCGUUCCGGCGGAAAGGUUGCAGGAGGGAUUAGAUUAUGCAUGCGGCUAUGAAGGGGUUGAUUGCGAAGGGAUAAAGCCGGAAGGCAAGUGUUUCUACCCAGAUACACUUGUUGCUCAUGCGUCAUAUGCUUUCAAUAGCUACUGGCAGAAGACGAAGAGACAUGGAGGCACUUGUAGUUUUGGAGGAACCGCCAUGAUUAUCAAUGCUGACCCAAGUUAUCUUGAGUGUCGGUUUGUUCUGAGGUGAGGGUGGUAAUGGAGAAUAUUGUUGUUCGGGAUGUUUUGGUAGAGAGUCGGACCGCGGUGGGGUCUGAUUGAAAGAUGAAGUUGUCUGCUUUUCUCCGAAUACAAAUAUUCGUUGCGAGUACCAAGUAGAAAAUUUACUGUUCUUUUUUACUUUUUUGGAAUAUUUUAACCGUUGUAGGUAAGUGGGUGAGUAAUUUUAUGCAAAAAAAGGAACAACUCUUUUGACUCGUA